ACUACACAUCUCGCAACAAAUGACAGUGGACGCUCGAAACGGCCACAGAAAGGAAGAACACGUUGACAAUGACGUCCCCGUGAAUAGAAUUACCAGUUUCAACGGCCGGUUGAAUCAAUACUUUCACGCCUCGAAGAAUGUCGCUGGCGCAUCUACAGCAAAGCCACGGGGUCUGCCGGAUACCCUGAAACGGGAUUCGUCGUCGCAGGAGCAGUCUGAAAAUGACUUGCUUGAUAAUUAUAAUGGCUCAGAUGGUUUAUCGCGGUCGAAGCGAAGAAAAGGACCUGGUUUCGCCACGGCGACUCCCACUCCAGCUCCAACGGAGGAGUCCGAGUCUCCAGUACGAAUAACUCGCUCGCGCUCAGCUUCUCUACUACAGACACAACCACCACAGCCAUCCCCGAACACCCGUUCCCGAUCCACGACCACUGUAACAACAACAGCGACGAAGCCAACCAAACGCGGCCGCGGCUCCCGCACCCCCUCCCAAGCACCCGCAUCACACUCCCUCCUCCGCGACACAAUCCCGUUCAACCUAACCCUCCUCCUCGUCGGCGUAAACCCCGGCAUCCUAACCGGCACAACCGGCCACGCCUACGCGCACCCCUCAAACCUCUUCUGGAAACUCCUGUACUGGUCCCGCAUAACAGAUAUCCGCCAUCCACCAAGCGAUACAUACCGCCUACCUGAACUAUACAACAUCGGGAAUACGAAUAUCGUCGAACGACCAACCAGGGAUGCGAGUAUGUUAAGUAAAGCGGAGAUGGACGCUGGUGUCCCCGUUCUCGAGGCAAAGGUUGCCGCGAAAAGGCCCGAGGUUGUGUGUCUUGUGGGCAAGAGUAUCUGGGAGGCUGUGUGGAGAGUACGACAUGGACGGGGGAUUAGGAAGGAGGAGUUUAAGUAUGGGUGGCAGGGUGUAGAGGAGAAAAUGGGGGUUUGUGAGGGGUGGGGUGGGGCGAGGGUGUUUGUGGCUACGACGACGAGUGGGUUGGCGGCUGGGAUGAGUGUUGGGGAGAAGAGGGCUGUUUGGGAGGAGCUUGGGAAGUGGGUUGUUGGGAGGAGGGAGGAGCGGGCCCGUGAAGAGAAGGAUUGCGGGUUGUAUAGUACGGACUAGGAAUACAUAGACAUCUCUAGACUACGAUUCUAUAGACAUCGACUUUGGAGGAACACCGAUCUAUACAGAUUAUGCCUCAGGCGAAGAUAUGUAUCAGGUUAUAUCAGGUGACUUUUUCCAAUUUUUUAUGGUUGUUCAUUUGCCCCUUGCUGAAUGCUACGUCAAGUAUUAGUGAUGUCACUUUGGAUUGAAGUAUUCUACGCCUA
Molecule: messenger RNA, 1320 nt
Organism: Aspergillus glaucus CBS 516.65
Lineage: Eukaryota; Fungi; Ascomycota; Eurotiomycetes; Eurotiales; Aspergillaceae
Product: mismatch-specific DNA-glycosylase
Exons: 1
Coding region: 20-1114 (364 amino acids)
Biological process (GO): base-excision repair, AP site formation
Molecular function (GO): mismatch base pair DNA N-glycosylase activity
Source: RefSeq, a predicted model, not a curated record